Messenger RNA from Drosophila subpulchrella, 1593 nucleotides. RefSeq names its product spidroin-1-like. Bases 1 to 1593 code for a protein of 530 amino acids. NCBI's taxonomy places the organism in Eukaryota, Metazoa, Arthropoda, Insecta, Diptera, Drosophilidae. The record is from RefSeq and is a predicted model, not a curated record. The transcript is spliced from 3 exons.
AUGAACACCUGGAAUACCCAAUUGGAUUCAAUAGUGGAGGAGGAUUUGGCAGCCAAGGUGUUUAUGGAGUAUCAAGCCCUGAUGUUGGUGAUCAAAGCGAAAGAUUCAAUCCUGGAAGUUGGGGAGUGCUUGCAGGUAUGGAUGAAUAUAACGGAGCAGAUCCACAAUUCUGGAGGAGGAUUUGGCAGCCAAGGUGCUUAUGGAGUAUCAAGUCCUGAUGUUGGUGGUCAAAGCGAAAGAUUCAAUCCUGGAAGUUCGGGAGAGCUUGCAGGUAUGGAUGAAUAUAACGGAGCAGGUCUACAAUUCGUUGGUCAAAGGGAAGAAUUACAAAAUGGACACCCGGAUUUUCGAAUUGGAUUUAAUAGUGGAGGAGGAUUUGGUAGCCAAGGUAUUUAUGGAGUAUCAAGUCGUGAUGUUGGUGGUCAAAGCGAAAGAUUCAAUCCUGGAAGUUCGGGAGAGUUUGCAGGUAUGGAUGGAUAUAACGGAGCCAGUCCACAAUUCGUUGGUCAAAGGGAAGAAUUACAAAAUGGACACCCGGAAUACCCAAUUGGAUUCAACAGCGGAGAAGGAUUUGGCAGCCAAGGUGUUUAUGGAGUAUCAAGUCCUGAUGUUGGUGGUCAAAGCGAAAGAUUCAAUCCUGGAAGUUCGGGAGUGUUUGCAGGUAUGGAUGGAUAUAACGGAGCAGGUCCACAAGACGCAGGUCAAAGGGAAGAAUUAAAAGAUGAUCGCCCGGGAUUCAACAGUAGAGGAGGAUUUGGUAGCCAAGGUGUUUAUGGAGUAUCGAUUCCAUAUGGCGGUUAUCCAAGCACAGGGUUCAAUUUCGGGCAUCCAGGAGAAUUUGGAGGUAUGGAAGGAUAUAGCGGAACAGGUCCUCAAGUCGUUGGCAAAAUGGAAGAAUUGACAGAUGAACGCGCGGAAUACCGAAAUGGAUUCAACAGUGGAGGACAAUUUGGUAAUCAAGCUGUCUAUGGAGUAUCGAGUCCUGAUGUUGGUGGUCAAAGCGAAAGAUUCAAUCCUGGAAGUUCGGGAGUGUUUGCAGGUAUGGAUGGAUAUAACGGAGCAGGUCCACAAUUCGUUGGUCAUAGGGAAGAAUUCAAAAAUGGACACCCGGAAUACCCAAUUGUAUUCAACAGUGGAGGAGGAUUUGGUAGCCAAGGUUUUUAUGGAGUAUCGAGUCCUGAUGUUGGUGGUCAAAACGCACUAUUCAAUCUUGAAAAUCUGGGAGGAAAAAGCCAAACAUUAAAUAAUAAUGAUAAUAGAGGCGCAUAUGGCGUAGCAGGUGCCAAUAUUGGUGUUGAAAGCGAUAGAUUCAAGGGAUUCAGUAACGGAGAAGGAGUUGACGGUCACGAACUUCUUCAGACAAUCACCAAUUUUUAUCUGGGGGAUUCCCAGGAGGAGCCGCAACGUCGGCGCCAGCAGGAGCGCUUCGCCGAUGGAGAGGAGCCGGCAAUGGGGAGGGGGCUCCCCCCAAAACGCCAGGACCAGGGCCAGGAGACCCUCUUGGCGGGCCCCUUCUUUCCGGAGAAUUUGGGAGCUGUUAGUGAUGAGCAUGGGAAGCGGGUUAUUAAAUCAUUAAAUGAAGGACAACAUUGA